GUUCUUUAAAGUUAGGGACGACACAAUGCAAGGCCCUUUGACUCCUUUUCCUUUCUUCCUUUGCCCAGCUCUAUGCGUCUCGGUUGCCUUAGUUAUUCACUCAGCCUAAAGUCAUGCCUCAAGCAUCCCGUGGAAGUGCUCGUCAGCCUGACUCCAGAGACGUCCAAAAGGCCAUGGACAAGGAGCAGAAGAGAAGCCGAGGCGCUAUGUCAUGCGCCGAGUGUAGAAGACUCAAACUGAAAUGUGACAAAACUAUACCGUGCUCUUCAUGCAGACGCAGAGGCUGCUCCGCCAUCUGUCCUAAUGGUUCCCUCACGACUGGUCAGGGAACUCGGUUCGUGCUAGCAGAUACAGAAAAAUUGCAUCAGAAGAUUGCACAAAUGAGUGACAGGAUUCGUCAACUUGAAGAUGCACUUUCUAUUUCACAAACCAGUCCUGGCGAACAGCAUCCUCUUCUGCAUAGAAAUCUUCUCGACAUCAAAUCGAUCAUAGAUUUGCAUGCUGCUAUAGAUGAGGAAACGGCAGGUAAAUCCAAGCAUGAAGUCGAUGAUGAGUCGCAAUACAUCGAAUCUUUUGGGACGCUCGCCAUACGGGACGAUGGAGCUGCAACUUUCUAUGGUCCAUCCGCCGGGUCGGAGAGCCUGCUCAUCGGAGAGUCUGCCGUAUCACCGACACAUGAUUUUAGUCCAGGCAACAGGACACAGCAUACUGAACAUAUGUCUCCCAGUGUCAAGCAUCUGUCCAAGUCUUUCCCUCUGGCUCCAGUGUUUAAUGAUGAGGUUGAUCUCAACUACCUCAUUCAAAAUCAUUUACCUCCUUGGCAUCGUGCUCGUCACUUGAGUGAGCUGUAUCUCCAGCAAGCACCAUGGUUCUUUGGAGCGGUAACAAAACGGCAACUCAUGGAGGAGAACCUUCCCUUAUGGUACGCAGAAGCAUCAGAUCUCAUCCAUCUGGGUUCCGUGGCGCCAUCCGUGGCCUCUGGGAAUGAUGCUUUGAGUAAAGGUCCUCAUGAACUCGCCUUGAUGUUUGUGAUAUUCUGCUUUGGGGCACUGACGGAUCACAGAUUGCCCCCUGCGCCAGACAACGAGGAAGCCGACAUGUAUUUCACUCUUACGCGCGCUGCCCUAAACUUGGAGCCCGUACUUGACCGUCCACCAUCAGUGGCAACCAUUCAGACUCUGGCUUUACUCGCAAUUUAUCAGGGCCUUUGCAGUGGAGAAAACAGCAUUGAGAGCACCUGGGGAAUCUUUGGACUUGCAACAAAGUUAGCUCAGAGCAUUGGACUGCACCGUGAUUGCGCCCGCUGGCAGCUACCUCCACAAGAGGUGCAAAAGCGCCGUGCGCUGUUCUGGGAGCUAUUCAUCACAGACGGGUGGCAGUCCUUGGCUACAGGUCGUCUUGCUACGUUUUAUCUGCCUUUUGUAGACUGCGAACUACCUAACGACCCCGAUUCCACGGUGGACGAAGACGGAACUGUUGUACCAAGCUUCCCGGCAUGGAAGGCUCGCUUUGGUUUCCAUUGCAUAUCCGCAAUCAUCCAACAUGUACAAACGGCUAAGGUACCAAAGUAUUCUGUUCAUUACAUGCCCCGGAACUACCGACACCUGACUCUGCUAUAUGUUCAUCGAUGCUUUUUUGCGGAAGCUGUAUCAAACAACCCCACAGACCCCAUGAGCAGCCCAUUUGCUCCAUCGUUCCUCGCAGGGUACCGUAGUGCCUGUGAAUUGAUUAACGGUCUUCGCACGCAGUUCGACUUGUUCCCAGCACAAAUCGCUCGCUUCUGGGUUUUAUGGACCCAUGCGUUUUCUUCAUCCGUAUUGCUGUCUUCUGUUGUUACGCAUGCAUCUGGAAGCGGUUCUCGGUCGAAGAUCACUACUGCAGCUUUGACCGAGCUGCGACGCGCUAUCAGUCUUUUCAAAGAAGCAUCUGUUUUUGGAGGUCGAGCUGGACAAUUCCUUCCUAUCCUUGAGAGGCUGUUGCAGAAAGCUGAGCAGGCAUACAGUACUGCCACUCCUACCGUGACGCGACGAGAUAUAUUCUCGAAUACUGGUCCAACAAAGUCGAAGGAUGAACUUUCGAUUUUCAGUGGACAAAUCAACAAGGUUGCCACUAAGGCCCCCGUACCACCAUCUUCAGGACGGAACAGCCAUUCACCAGGAAACGGCACCAAUCUGAGUCAAUCUCCCCCGGUGCAGGUAGAAGGCACUCCUCCGCAGGCAUUUAGCAACAUCCAUCCAUCGUUGCGCGAGCAGUGGAGCAGUUUCGAGGGAGAUAUCAAUACUCAGCUUUACAACGCUCAACGAGACGCGUAUUACACAGAGGACGAUGAUUUCAUGGCCCACGCAUCUACUGAGGAUCGUCAGCAGCAUCCAGGUGCACAGCCGCCACAGGGAUACCGUCACCACUUUCCCGCCUCGUCGCAUGGGUCUUCUCAACCGGUCGAUGCACAGAGCUCUUUCCAAGCCGAGAGUCAGCGCCGGGAACCUGUGUACACGUCUGGUAGUCAGGGGCCACAAUAUCAGCAUGAGCCGCAUCCUGAAAAUACUCAAUACCAUGCGAAGCCUCAUCAGCAACAUCCUCAGCAACAUUAUCACCAUCAUCCUGACCCCCAGUCCCAGCCCCCGCCUCAGCCCCAGCAAUACUAUAGUCAGGAACAGCCUAGUCAUCAUAUCCAUGAUCCAUACCAGUCAUCAUCAUCCUUCAGCACUGCAGAUCCUUACCCAUCUGGUGACUACAACGCAAGACCCUCCCAAUCAUAUUGGGAAUCUGCACAGCAGUCGUAUCAGGCGCAGGAAAGCACUGCGUAUUAUCAGUCCUCGUACUAUGAAAAUCAGUACCAAAUGUCCCAGCAUCCCCCAGCUCCUACAGAAUACCCAUCGGUUUCCCAUCUGCAAGAGACGUGGCAGUCAUUCAAUAUUUACGUCGGCUCGCCGCGUCGGCCGACGUAG
Suillus fuscotomentosus is the source of this 2948-nucleotide messenger RNA. Its product is annotated as fungal-specific transcription factor domain-containing protein. Gene Ontology annotation, biological process: DNA-templated transcription; regulation of DNA-templated transcription. Gene Ontology annotation, molecular function: DNA-binding transcription factor activity, RNA polymerase II-specific; DNA binding; zinc ion binding. The transcript has 16 exons. Gene Ontology annotation, cellular component: nucleus. Bases 114 to 2948 code for a protein of 944 amino acids. The record is from RefSeq and is a predicted model, not a curated record. NCBI's taxonomy places the organism in Eukaryota, Fungi, Basidiomycota, Agaricomycetes, Boletales, Suillaceae.